Molecule: messenger RNA, 4065 nt
Organism: Cheilinus undulatus (humphead wrasse)
Lineage: Eukaryota; Metazoa; Chordata; Actinopteri; Labriformes; Labridae
Gene: pik3r5
Product: phosphoinositide-3-kinase, regulatory subunit 5
Exons: 18
Coding region: 256-2910 (884 amino acids)
Biological process (GO): G protein-coupled receptor signaling pathway; positive regulation of MAP kinase activity
Cellular component (GO): phosphatidylinositol 3-kinase complex, class IB
Molecular function (GO): 1-phosphatidylinositol-3-kinase regulator activity
Source: RefSeq, a predicted model, not a curated record
UUGUGAGCUGCAGUGUUGUGUGUGAAGUGCAGAAGUCUGAGAGAGUGUCAGAGAGACACUAGCGGCAUUUUGUUAACUCCAGUUUUACUGCUCUGCUCUACUGCGCUCAGGAUGUGGGUUUACCUGCUAAACCGACGAUGUGUGAGGUGAAUGGAUGGCAGCAACACUGAGCUGGAGACACUUUUCUUUGGACUCACUGAACCAAACACAAGCAAUGGAUGCUGGACAGUAAACUGCAGGUCCUGAAAGGUGAAGAUGCAGCACACAUCAUGCACAGAGGACAGGAUCCAGCAUGCUCUGGACAGGUGUCUGGACGGGCUGAGAGAGAGUCCCACAGCUGCACAACACUGGAACGUGCUGAUGUGCUCAGCAGGUCAGUCCAUGAACCGCUGGAGCCUGGAGGAGCUGGUUAAGAGGGACCCUGAGAACUUUCUCAUCCUCUUACAGCAGAUUAUCAGAAAGACCAAAGAGGUUCAGGAGAGCUGUCGCUAUGAGCUGGUGACUCCCCUUGCGAUCAUGUUGUCCUCCACACUGCUGCAGACGCCGUACUGUCCUCCAGACACAGAGCUGCUAGAGGAAGCUAUUGCUGUGUUUCGCUGCUUCCUUACCUGGCCAGAGCCAUACAGCAGUGUGUGUAGAAAACUCCUCAGCACUCUACAGCUGGAGAUCAAGGCCCCAGGGAUCUCCUUUCAGAGAAUGGUGAGAGAAGAACAAGGCCUCAUCACAUCCAGACAGUCCUCUAAGACCAUGACUGUGCUGCUGAUGAACCCAGGUGAGGUGCCCCCUGACUUUCUCUCAGUAGCUGAACAGCUCAGCAGAAUUCGGCACUCAGAGACGGAGAUCUACAUAACCCUGAUCAAACAGGCCUUCCAGUCCACACUGGGCACAAAGUACCCCCUCCACAGUAUCCACAAAGCCCUGCAGGAAAAAAGUGUGGAUGAACUCGGGGAAAUCUUCUCCGUGGUAAGUGAUCUCUUGGAGACUGCCGCUGCCAUGAGUGACCCUCUGAAGGGCCGUAGUCAUGUGAUCCAGGGUCUUGAGCAACUGAGGGAGAGUAUGAGAAUCCCAGCAUCAAACGGAAGGAAAUCUGAUGGAAUGCUACAGACUCUACCUCUGCCAACAGCAAAGUGUUACAUGUUUCACUGGGAAAAUGAUAGUUUUGAUGUUCUUAACACACUUUUGGAGAAUGACCCAGAUGACCUGUCCACCAACGGGCAUGCUGAGGAAGACGAGGAGGAGGUAGACAGUGUUAAUGAUGAUGAUGAAGAGGAGGAUGUGAUAUGUAAUGGUUUAAGAGGAGAAGUGGAUGAACAUGACAAAGAUGGAGAGGUGCAUGGAGUUGAGCUGCCGUUAAUGUCCGCCCAUCGCGCCUCCACCUACUCCUCCCUGUCCACCGCCUCCAAAGACUCCAUGUUCUCCACCCUGUCUGUAGCCUCUGGGUCCCACGCUCCUUCCCUCUACUCCAUAACUUCUGGAGUGGAUAGUGACUUUUUUGAUGAUUUUGAUGAGUCUCCCAUCUCUGAAAAAUGUUCUCCAGUCAACAGAGCCUCAGCUCGUCUCAGCCAGCAGUUUUACCGGCUCUUUAUUAAACCCAAAAAAUCCCGGUCGCUGAUCCGGGCAAAAAGCCUUGGAAACACAGAAUCAAAGGACCUUUUAGUGGUGCGGGAUAGACGCUCAAAUUCUCUACCGCAGCAAGUCAAGUUACGCAGUCCUGAGCCUCUGCAGCAACCACAAAGUCAGACUCUCAGACAUGUUUGCUUUCGGAGGAGGCCGAUUCUCAGCAGCGAUGAGGACAUCAAGAACAUGACGCUCAGGGUGGUGGUGUUUGGUGCUGACCAUGUUGUGGGUAAGGUGGCCCGAGCCUACAACAGCCUUAGGAGGAAGGAGACUGAAUGUCCACGCCUCAGCAGGGCAUUCAAGCUUCGGUUCUACUUUGUGCCUGUGAGGAGAGACUCUGCGGCUGGGCCAGGGAGUCUGAGGUCUCCUAGUUCUGUGGUCCAAACCGGAACCCCAAAAGGAGCAAGCCUGUCUAACCAGGAUCUUCCUCUCAUGAGUACAGGGGACAGCACUAAUGACAUUGCUAAUCUCCUUGGUAUGCUGGACCCAUGGUACGAAAGAAAUACCCUCAGCCUGCUUAACUUGCCUGCCACUGUUGUCUGCCAGCAAACCUCUAAGACAGAGUCAGAGUCAUACGACAGUUCGUACGAGCAGCGUUUGCCCAUCCUGGCCGACUUGGUCUUAUACUACUGCCGUUAUGCUACCAGGCCUGCUCUGAUCCAGCUCUAUCAAGCUGAGUUGACAUUAGCUUGUGGAGAGAAGCGGACUGAGGUGUUCAUCCACUCACUAGAGUUGGGUCACACUGCAGGAACACGAGCCAUCAAGGCCAUGGGUGCUGCCAGUAAACGGUUUGGCAUUGAUGGAGAUCGAGAAGCAGUGCCACUAAUGUUAGAGGUGCUAUACAACAGGGUGGUCAUCAGUGGGAGGAGCCAGUGGAAGAAAGAAACCAAAGUCUGUACUUCAGUGAACUUAACCAAAGCUUGCAAGAACCCAGAAGAACUAGACUCAAAGAUGGAGUAUUUACUGCUGACGAUGACGGAGGUCCUAAAGAGACAGAGCGGUAAAAGCAAAAAGGGGUACAACCAGCAGCUGAGUGUGACUGAGGUGAAAGUGGACAAGGUGCAGAUCAGCGGUGCUGGAGACACAACAUUUGCUGUUUGUUUGGACCAGGAUGAGAAAAAAAUCCUACAGAGUGUCACCAGAUGUGACAUUUCAGUGUGCUAUAAACCUGACAGCUCCAGCGACUGGAAGUUAAGAGAGUUCCUGACCUCAGCCCAAAUUCAGCCUCUGAACCCCACCUUCUGUUCCCUCCUCUGCCUGCCCAUUGUCACUUUCAGCGGGGCUCUUCCCUGAAACUGCUGACCACCAGCUUUAAAGGAAAGGUUCACUGCACUAAUGUUUGCAUGCUGUGAAAAACAGACACUGCCUGCAGGGGGAAGUGGUCAAGUUCACAUCAAAACAAACAUGAACACUUGGGGGCAGAGCUCUUUAUAAAAUACAAGGAUUUAGAGGGAAGGACCAAUCAAGAAUCUAAAGACCUGGCUGGCUUGUGCACAAAACUGUGAAACUAAUAAUGAGAAUAGAUGCAAGAAUUUGAAUGACGUUUAGCUGUUAAUUUUCAUAAGAGAACUACUCCUGUUUCAACUAACAAGUUUCAGUUCCUCUGGGUGUAUCUACAGGAUCUCAGGGAGGGAAACCAGACUUGUAACACCAUAAUGCAUGGGCCAGGAUGCUGACUAGAACUUAUUCAAAACCAGACUGAACCAAAUACCCACAGCCCGAUAUUUACCCUAUGAGACUCUACCUAAAAUUGGACACUAUGGACUUACAUGAUGUGUAAAUAUUGUGUUUGUUAAAUAUUUACUUGUAUAAAAGUGAAUGUAACUUAAUUUUUAUAUAUAAAUAUUGUAUCUGGGUUUUUGUGAAAAUAUUUCUCCAAAGAUUUCUUAUGAAGUCACAGUUUUACUGUUGUUAUUAAUGUGGCCAGCAGGGGGCUCUGUUGCACUUUUACUUCUGUUGAAGUAUAUACAGUACUGCUUGAAUAUUGUAGAGAUGGCAAUACUUGCAACUGUCACUGAAUACUGUCAUGAGAAUAUAGUAUGUAAAAGAACUGUGCUUUUGCAUUGAUAAAAUAUGUAAUUGGUGGUGCAUAGAGUAACAUGAAUGGAUGCUACCCUUUACGAUAAAAGUAACUGAUUCAUAGCACUUAGCAUGUUGCUAACAAGGACAUUUUAAACAAAAUCCAUCAUUGUGUCCAAUUAAGAGUUUUCUGAUUCCAUAGCUAUGACUGAAAAUCAUAACACUGUAGAGAAUAUUUAAGAAUUUAAAGCUUUAAACAUUAGAUACAGAAAAUUAUAAGGUACUUUGAUUUACAGAUUAUGCCCCUGCAUCACUGCUCUCCUCCAACUGUUUGUAUCUGCUGUAAAUACAUUUAAGUGCAAUAUUGUUUUUCAUUAUAUGAAUCAUGAAAUACAUUCAUCUGAAAUUUUUCAUUAAAAUAUGUCUUAA